GCGGACCUGUCCUACCUGCUCUUCUGCAUCCCCUUCCAGUCCACCAUCUACAUGAUGCCCACCUGGGUGCUGGGCGCCUUCAUCUGUAAAUUCAUCCACUACUUCUUCACCGUGUCCAUGCUGGUCAGUAUCUUCACCCUGUCCGCCAUGUCCGUGGACAGGUACGUGGCCAUCGUCCACUCCAGAAAGUCCUCCUCCAUCCGCGUGGCCACGCACGCGCUGAUCGGGGUGCUGGUCAUCUGGGUCCUGUCCCUGGCCAUGGCCGCGCCCGUCAUGUACUACCAGAACAUCUUCCACGGAGGACAGAACCACACCUUCUGCUGGGAAGUGUGGCCGGACCAGAACCACAAGAAGGUGUACGUGGUGUGCACCUUUGUGUUCGGGUACGUGCUGCCGCUGCUGCUCAUCUCCUUCUGUUACGCAAAGGUUCUAAACCACCUGCACAAAAAACUACGAAACAUGUCCAAGAAGUCAGAGGCAUCCAAGAAAAAGACUGCCCAGACCGUCCUGGUGGUGGUGGUGGUCUUCUGCCUGUCCUGGCUGCCUCAUCAUGUGGUCCACCUGUGGGUGGAGUUCGGGACCUUCCCCCUGAACCAGGCGUCUUUCGUGUUGCGAGUUGCCGCCCAUUGCCUGGCGUACAGCAACUCCUCAGUCAACCCGGUCAUCUACGCCUUCCUGUCGGAGAACUUCAGGAAGGCCUACAAACAGGUGUUCAAGUGCCAGAUCGGCGCCGGUGACUCCCCAUUGAACGACAUCAAAGCCGUUCGCAGCAAAGCAGAGACUCCGCCUUCCACCAACUGCACCAAUGUGUGACAGAGGGGGGAGGGGCUUUAAAGGACGACGCCGUUGGAGUCUUGUCUGGACUAUUUGAACUGAAGCUCUGAUUUGACUGUUCCACAUCAGUGCUGUCGGUUCUGUUUGAGUCCAGAUGAAGGACGUGAUCACAGUUGGAUCAGCUUCAGUUUCAGAAUGAGUCUGAAACUUUGGAAAAUGAUCCUCCUUCUAUGUUUAAUGGUCAAAUUUUAUGGUUUUAACCCAUGAAGACCCAGAGCUGCUUCUGUGGCAGCUCCCAGCUGAAGUUUUCUC
Molecule: messenger RNA, 1086 nt
Organism: Sphaeramia orbicularis (orbiculate cardinalfish)
Lineage: Eukaryota; Metazoa; Chordata; Actinopteri; Kurtiformes; Apogonidae
Product: galanin receptor type 1-like
Exons: 3
Biological process (GO): positive regulation of cytosolic calcium ion concentration; negative regulation of adenylate cyclase activity; G protein-coupled receptor signaling pathway
Cellular component (GO): plasma membrane
Molecular function (GO): galanin receptor activity
Source: RefSeq, a predicted model, not a curated record